AUGGAGCCGGGUGCGCCGCUGGUUGUGCAGUCAGAAGACGCCCAGGGUCAGCAUACCAUCGUGAUACGCAUCGUGCAGCCGCCACAGGGCGCAAUUGGACCGACACAGUGCAUGCCCAUAUCCGUGCAAGCGAUUCCCAUGUACACCAUGAUGCAGACGCAGCCACAGUCGUUGUCAGCGCUGCCCAGUAAUCCGAAUUAUUCAUCGAGGAUGUCGCAGAGGCAAUCCAAAACCAGAGCGCAGAGACCGCCGCAAAGUCAACCAUCCGUACAGGCCUAUUGUUGUGAGUGUUCCACGGAGGAGGAUCUGGCCAUGCCCACAGGCAGAGACGGAGGCCGAUCCAAUGGCAACCGAAGGUGCAGACAGGUGUGCUAUAAAGUGGAGUACAUGCUGUGUCCAGAGGAUGCCAUAUAUUGCAAUCAGUUCAGUGACGUGCGCGGCGGCACAUCGUCCAGUUGCCUUCAGUCCUGUGACGAUACCGAUCAGGAUGACUCACAGGCGGAACAGGAUUGCAACAAUCCAAUGGGAAAUAUACCACGCAAAUGCAAGUUCCAGUGCGAGAGCCAACCGAAUCCACAGGAGGAGGGCACAGUGCCAGACAAGAGCGACGAUCAGGCCAUCAAAGUUGAGCCAAGCGAGCAGAGUCAGAGCCAAGAAAUGCUCGAUAGCGAUGCUGAUCAAAUGGAGCAGAAGACCGAAGAUGCCUACCGCAGGGAUCAGAGCACCAAUACAAAUACACAGGAAUGCCCAGCAGCCCCGGAUCUGGAGUACAUAAAGGCGAUCUGCGAGUCGCUGGGUCGGGCCAUGGUUGCCUGUGCCACGGCGGCUGUGGAGGCAGCGGGAAAGUUGCCCCCCAAUAUGGGGCAUGGUCGUUCCGCCAGCAACUGGGUAACCCGCGAGUCGAGCUACUUUAUGGAACAGACACCGGAGGCAACGGAACCAUUCGAAUCGAGAUCCUGGGGGGACAGCCAGCCGAGCAUCAGGACGGAGCGUAUCAACCCACAGCUGUCCAUUGGACAAGAAGAAGCUCCCACAGAUGCUGCGGCAGAGAACAGCUUAGCGGCAUCCAUGGCCAAGAAGUCAGGGGACAGCCCAGGGAAAAGUUCUUCGUUCACUUUAAGAUCGAUACAGCAGCAGUUGGACGUGACGGAUUCACGAUUUGGGGCCAGGCAACCGUCCACCCGGUCGGAAUCGAAGGUAACACCAGACGACACCACAAAGUCGACACGAUGUUCGGAUGGGAGUGCUAAGGGAAGGAGGAGUGCGCGUGGUUCCACCCAGAGUAACAGACCUUCAGCCCCUGCUGCGAAACGGAAGAGUUUUGGCUCUGCCAGUGCUGCGGACAAGAAGAAGUCUCCUCGUGGCUCUGCCAGUGCUACAGACGAGAAGAAGUCUCCUCGUGGCUCUGCCAGUGCUUUAGCUGUACCCACAACCAGUGCUAACGAGCAGAAGAGUUAUUUAGCCAGUGCUGCCAAGCGGCCGAGUUCUCGCCGUGGCUCACUGAGUGCUGCGGAGAAGAAGAAGUCUCCCCGUGUCUCACUCAGUGCUACGGGCGAGAAGAAGUCUCCCCGUGUCUCACUCACUGCUGCGGACAGGAAGAAGUCUCCCCGUGUCUCACUCAGUGGCACAGAACGAAAGAGUUCUUCUCGCGAUAACAUCAAGGGUGCCAAAUCUUCAGGCAUGGCUGCGGAACAGAAGAGUUCUGCUCGAGGCUCAGCCACUGCUUCAGAGGGGAAGUGCGGAAGUACUCGUUGCUCGCAUCGGUGUGCUGUACCUGAGGAACCAAAGAGUUCACCGCCUGGCUCCAUCCACAGUUUAGGCAAUGCUGCCGAAGAGAAGGAUUCCCCCCGUGAAUCCAUUCGGAGUGGCAAAUCCUCAGCCAGUGUUGCAGAACGGAAGAACUUUCCUCGUACCUCAGCCACUGCUUCACAACGGACGUGCGGGAGUGCUACUUGCUCAAUUCGGAAGGCUGUACCUGUAGCUUCAACCAGUGAUGCGGAACAGAAGAGUUCUCCCUCAGGCUCCAUCCACAGUGUACAGAAUGCUGACCAUGCUGCGGAAGAGAAGAAUUCCCCCCGUGAAUCCAUUCGGAGUGAACAAUCUACAGCCAGUGCUGCAGAACGGAAGGAUUCAAUCGCUGGCUCCAUCUACAGUAAAAAAUCUUCAGGCAAUGCUGCAGAACAAAAGGAUUCCCCCCGUGAAUCCAUUCGGAGUGGCAAAUCCAUAGCCAGUGUUACGGAACGGAAGAAUUCCCCCCGUGAAUCCAUUCUGAGUGGCAAAUCCUCAGCUAGUGUUGCGGAACAGAAGAACAUUCCUCGUACCUCAGCCACUGCUUCCCAACGGACGUGCGGGAGUGCUACUUGCUCAAUUCGGAGUGCUGUACCUGUAGCUUCAACCAGUGAUGCGGAACAGAAGAGUUCUCCCUCAGGCUCCAUCCACAGUGUACAGAAUGCUGACAAUGCUGCGGAAGAGAAGAAUUCCCCCCGUGAAUCCAUUCGGAGUGGCAAAUCCAUAGCCAGUGUUACGGAACGGAAGAAUUCCCCCCGUGAAUCCAUUAGGAGUGAAAAAUCUACAGCCAGUGUUGCAGAACAGAAAAAUGCCGGCCUUGUCCCAGCCAGUGAUACGGUCCAAAAGAAUUCUCCCAGUGGCCCACUUAACGCCACAGAACGGAAAACCACUUCCCGUGCCCAAGGUUUGGCCAACAAGAAAGCAACUUCCGUGGGCAAACUCGGCGGCAAUCGCAGUUCCAGGAGCGGCGGCGCCCAAAGCAGCCAACCGCUGGCAAAAGGCAAGACGAGGACAUCCAAAGAGCCAAACCAAAGAACAUCCUCCAAGGAUGGCAAACGGCGACUAAAGCUUCAAGCAGCACCCGCCACCUUCUCCUCCGACUCCUCACACACUGAUGAAACCUCUUAA
Drosophila obscura is the source of this 2916-nucleotide messenger RNA. RefSeq names its product TRIO and F-actin-binding protein-like. Bases 1 to 2916 code for a protein of 971 amino acids. Lineage: Eukaryota; Metazoa; Arthropoda; Insecta; Diptera; Drosophilidae. The record is from RefSeq and is a predicted model, not a curated record. The transcript is spliced from 2 exons.